GUAAACGACCAACAAACCGAGGGCAAAGCCCUACUUGAUCAUGGGUGAGCAAAUGCCUAUCGGAACGGGUGAGGAGGCGCCCCCGACGCCGCCGGCGACGUCGCUGUACGUCUACGGCUGUCCCGGCUGCGCCAUAGAGCGGAAGAAGGAGAGCAACAAGGGCAUUCCCUACAAGGAGUUAUUCUAUGUCGCCAUCACCACCAUUGCCUCGGCUUUACCAAUAUCAUCUUUGUUUCCCUUCUUAUACUACAUGAUCGAAGAUCUGCAUGUGGCAAAAACAGAACAAGAUAUUGGAUUGUAUGCUGGUUUUCUUGGUGCAUCAUACUUUGUUGGUAGAUUUUUGUCCUCGCUCUUCUGGGGUUUAGUGGCUGAUCGUAUCGGGAGAAAACCGAUCAUUGUAUUUUCUGUCCUCUCAGUGGUUAUAUUUAACACUUUAUUUGGAGUAAGUACAAAGUAUUGGAUGGCAAUUACCACAAGAUUGGUUCUCGGUGCUCUCAAUGGCAUGCUUGCGCCAAUAAAGGCUUAUUCAAUUGAGAUUUGCCGUCCUGAACACCACGCUCUAGGGCUCUCAGUUGUAAGCACUGCUUGGGGCAUAGGUCUUGUUGUGGGUCCAUCCAUUGGAGGCUACUUGGCACGGCCUGCACAGCAGUAUCCAAACAUAUUCUCUGAUAAUUCAAUUUUUGGGAGGUUUCCAUAUCUCUUGCCAUGCCUUUGUAUUUCACUUUUCGCUGCUGUGGUUCUAGUAAGCUGCAUAUGGUUACCGGAGACACUUCAUAAACACAAAAACAUAGGCAGCAACGAGAUAGAAAUGUCCAGUGAUCCAAGAACUCCACAGACAACUGAUACACAUGGGGGCAAAAGUUUAUAUAAGAAUUGGCCAUUGAUGUCUUCUAUCAUUGCAUACUGUGUUUUCACAGUUCACGACACAGCAUACAGUGAGAUACUUUCAUUGUGGACCAUAAGUGACAGAAAGUACGGUGGACUAAGCUUUUCAUCUAAAGAAGUUGGCCAACUUCUUGCAGUUGCUGGUGCUGGACUUAUGGUGUAUCAACUAUUCAUCUACAGACCACUCCACAAAUUUAUGGGAUGCGUCAAUUCAUGCCGUGCUUCAUCUGCCCUAUCCAUACCACUUCUUGCUGUGUUUCCUUUCAUGACACACCUAUCAGGGUAUAGACUUGGACUAGCUCUUUAUUUUGCUACCAUUGUGAAAGCUGCUCUCGGUAUAACUAUCCUGACAGGCACUUCACUUCUGCAGAACUAUGCCGUGCCACAAAGUCAAAGAGGCGCUGCAAAUGGCAUAGCUACAACCGCAAUGUCCUUCUUCAAGGCUAUUGGUCCCGCUGGAGCAGGCGCUUUAUUCUCGUGGACCCAAAAGCGCCAACAUGCUGCCUUCUUUCCGGGGGAUCAAAUGUUGUUUUUGGUUCUCAACGUUGUCCAAUGUAUUGGGCUCGUGAUGACCUUUAAGCCAUUCCUAGCAGUACCACAACACUAUGAUCUGAAGUAGGUGCUAGAACUCCGAGCAACAGAAUAAUGGUGAAUUUGCAUUUUAGCUCCCAAAAACGAGCAUGAGUGCCGUACAAGAUAAUUAUGUAACACCAAAAGCUGUGUGUUGUACCAAGCAAAAAUAGCCACAUCAACUCUUAUGAUGUAUAUUGUCUUUUGUUAUUCCAGUCCUAAGUUGGCGGUCAUAGUUGUCUGUGCUCAAGUUAGAACUGGAAUAGCGUUUGAUCUUGAAUUCCACGAAACAUGAGAUGCUUUGUGCAAAA
This is a messenger RNA of Setaria italica (foxtail millet), 1766 nucleotides long. RefSeq names its product protein ZINC INDUCED FACILITATOR-LIKE 1. Gene Ontology annotation, molecular function: transmembrane transporter activity. NCBI's taxonomy places the organism in Eukaryota, Viridiplantae, Streptophyta, Magnoliopsida, Poales, Poaceae. Gene Ontology annotation, biological process: transmembrane transport. The record is from RefSeq and is a predicted model, not a curated record. The coding region runs from base 41 to 1504 and encodes 487 amino acids. The transcript is spliced from 17 exons.